Molecule: messenger RNA, 555 nt
Organism: Rubroshorea leprosula
Lineage: Eukaryota; Viridiplantae; Streptophyta; Magnoliopsida; Malvales; Dipterocarpaceae
Source: the annotation of a GenBank genome assembly
GGAAUCUGUCAGGAAGUCUGUAGCAAUGGCAUUGCCAUGAUCUUUAAGAAAAAGGAAGAAUUCCUGGUAGCAAAGGUUGCUCAUGUGGCACAGAUCAAACAUCUCCAUGAUCUCAAGGAAGAAAUUUUUAACCUUGAAGCCAAGCUUGCAGAAUUAAGAAGCCAAGUUCUUCUUGCGGAGCAAAUGGAAAAGAAUCUAGCAGAACAACGGAACAAGCUCCAUGCAGAUAUGAAGGCUGGCUUGAAAUCUGUUUCCAAGAUCAAACAUCAACUCCCUUCUUUCAUAGCUUCUGCAGAUGAAGCCGCUGAAGAACUCAAGAACAUGAGAGAAGAAUGGAAUAGUUGGCAAAGCAACUUUUGUUGAUUUCUUCUUAUAUGUAUCUAUUUUUGUCUUUGUUAGUUGAACUUGCCUAUUGUGACCCUUGAACUUAUUGUUUGCGGCCUAUUGGCCAUGCAAACUCCUUUUCAAUGUUGAUCUUUUUCUUUGCUCAUAUUUUGGAAAUCUGCUUGUUGCAUAUUCUGUUCAUACUCUGCUACAGGUUGAAAUCUAUCAUAG